Messenger RNA from Tilletiopsis washingtonensis, 1041 nucleotides. RefSeq lists its product as hypothetical. Lineage: Eukaryota; Fungi; Basidiomycota; Exobasidiomycetes; Entylomatales. The record is from RefSeq and is a predicted model, not a curated record. The coding region runs from base 1 to 1041 and encodes 346 amino acids. The transcript has 2 exons.
AUGGCCUCCUCGCCGUCUGCCGAGGCACAGCGCCAAGCCGCACAGCAGCUGCUCACGAAGCCCACGCGCGCCACGUCGUCGCGCUCGCUGUGGGCCUCGUACGGCACGCUCUCCUUCCACGCGCCCGAGCUCGUGCUCAAAUGCAUCACCUCGCCGAGCAGCACGUCCUACUCGGAGAGCAGUGCCCGCAAGAUGCUCAGCUACCACAUCGAGGCCAAUUUCUACGCGCACUUCUCCACCUCGCUGCCUGCGCAGAUCGCCGUGCCCGUCUAUCUCACACGCACUCAAGAUCCACUGCGUCUCGUCCUGGCGGACAUCAGGCCUCAGUAUCCCGUGCUCGGCGAGAAGCGCGGCACGCUGAGCGAGGCGCAGCUUGAUACUGCCCUCGUAUGGCUUGUUAGCUUUCAUGAGCACUUCAAGGACACAAGCGUGGAGCAGCCUUGUCCGACACCGGAGCUGGCCAUGAAGCAAGAGUGGAAGGGCGAUGGGCUGUGGGAGCGAGGAGGCUAUUCAUAUCUCUCAACUCGGCAAGAAGAGCUCGACUCCAUCUCCAGCUCCUCUCCCUUCUCUCGUUUCCGCCGCGCGACGCCGCGUGGCACACUGGCAUCCGCCUUGGAUCGCUAUCUCUCCGCCUCAUCAGGUGCCUCCUCCAUACCCGCCACUCUCGUGCACGGCGACUUCAAGGCUGCCAACCUAGCGUUCAGCCGAGACGGCUCCCGUUGCUGCGCUUUCGACUUCCAAUACGUCGGCCGCGGGCGAGGCGUGUGCGAUCUCGUCAAGCUACUUCAGUCAUCUGCUCCACCUCAUCUCCUCACUUUGGACGGAGAGAAGCAGAUCGUGGCGCGCUACGCCAGCCUCAGAGGACAUGCCCUCGAGCAGAUCUGGGAGGAGUGGGAAGUGGCACUGCUCGACUGGACGCGCUUCCUCGCCGGCUGGGGCAUGUGGGGCAACGAUGAGUGGCUCACUGCUCGUGCCGAGGAGAUCCUGGCGCGCAAGGGAUGGGUCGAGAGCUUCAUGGAGAGGCAUGGCACGCAGGAAUGA